AUGGCGGACAUGGUCCCGGUGCGUGCUCGGGGCAGACGGGUCCCGGUGGUGGCGCAGGGGCCACUGGAGCAUCGACGGCGCGACGACGACCACCACGACCGCCAACUCGCAUCCGAAGUCCGCGACCCCUUCCCCUUCCCCGGCGUUCACUGGCUUGGCGUUCACCGAAAAGGUAGCGGAAGGUGUCCAGGAGUUCGCGCGGAUGUAGUGGUGGUCGAACGGAAUCCCCAUGUCGAUGGCGCGGUGGAGAAUCAAGAAGACGAGAUCGACGACGAGAAUCGCCGGAGGUACGUAGCGCAGUGGAGGCAUGGUACCGUUGGAUCUUCUCUGUUCUGGAUCUCGCCGGCCUUCUUCUGGACUCCCUCUCGAGAGCACAGAUUGCGAGCGUCAAGUGCUGAUAACUUGUGA
Molecule: messenger RNA, 408 nt
Organism: Miscanthus lutarioriparius
Lineage: Eukaryota; Viridiplantae; Streptophyta; Magnoliopsida; Poales; Poaceae
Source: the annotation of a GenBank genome assembly